Molecule: messenger RNA, 1686 nt
Organism: Dentiscutata erythropus
Lineage: Eukaryota; Fungi; Glomeromycota; Glomeromycetes; Diversisporales; Gigasporaceae
Source: the annotation of a GenBank genome assembly
AUGGGUGGUUUAUACUUAUUAGAUUAUGGAGCAGGAAAUGUACGUAGCUUGGCAAAUGCUUUAAAUCGGCUAGAAUAUGAAUUUAAAUGGGUUAAAAAACCUGAGGAUAUUUUAGAAGCAGAUAAAUUAAUUUUUCCGGGAGUAGGUGCUUUUGGCAGUGCGAUGGAAUUAUUAGCAUCAAAAAAUUAUGUCGAACCUCUAAAGCAAUAUAUAAAAUCAGGAAAACCAUACAUGGGGAUUUGCGUCGGUUUACAGACUUUAUUCCAUGGUUCCGAGGAAAAUCCCGAUGUUCCUGGUCUGUGCAUUAUUCCGGGUACUGUAAAGCUUCUUAAUAAAACUGAUAAAGCCGUUCCACAUAUGGGAUGGAAUGAAGUAUUUUGUGUCAGGAGGAUCAACGGAGUUAACGAAGACUAUCCGCAAGAUAAUCACCAUGGCAUUGAGCAAGGAACUGUCUAUUACUUUGUCCAUUCUUAUGCUGUACCCUUCACAGAUGAACUCAAGGAAUGGACACUCGCGACAACUCAAUAUGGGAAAGAAAUUUUUAUUAGCGUAAUUCAAAAAGAUAACAUUCUCUGUACUCAAUUCCAUCCAGAAAAAAGUGGAUAUGCCGGUUUAAGAGUUCUAAAAUCCUUUUUACAAGGGAAAGGCAUUGUAAAUAAUACCAGCGGGCAAUUCAUAAUAAAAAAUCCAGAAAUCUUACCACGAGAUCGGUUUACCAAAAGAAUUAUCGCAUGUUUAGACGUGCGGACUAACGAUCAAGGUGAUUUGGUCGUUACUAAGGGCGACCAAUAUGACGUUCGCGAGUGUAAUGAUGGCUCUGGAGUUUCAGGACAGGUUCGCAAUCUUGGAAAACCUGUUGAUUUAGCACGUCGAUAUUUUGAUGAAGGUGCUGAUGAAAUUACAUUUUUAAACAUUACGAGCUUUCGAAAUUGCCCGCUCACGGAUUUACCAAUGUUAGAAAUUCUAAAGCGUACUUCUGAAACUGUUUUUGUUCCUUUAACUAUUGGCGGUGGCAUAAGAGAUGUAAUUGACCCUGAUGGUAAAUUUCAUUCUGCACUUGACGUUGCAGGAGAAUACUUUAGAUCAGGGGCAGAUAAAGUUUCUAUUGGUAGUGAUGCUGUGUACGCUGUAGAAAAAUAUCUCGCAAAUGAUAAGAAAUUAUCAGGAAACACUGCAAUCGAAACUAUCGCUCGUGCCUAUGGGUCCCAAGCAGUUGUAAUUUCUGUAGAUCCAAGACGCGUUUACGUUGAUUCUCCAGCUAAUGCGAUGGGACAUCACGUUAUCCCAACAUCAUACCCCGGUCCCAAAGGGGAAACUUGGUGUUGGUAUCAAUGUACCGUGAAAGGCGGUCGUGAAGGUCGAGACAUUGAUGUUCAUCAACUAGUUACUACCUGUGAAGCCAUGGGUGCUGGCGAAAUUCUCCUUAAUUGUAUGGAUAAAGAUGGGACCAAUUCUGGGUACGACUUAGAAUUAAUACAAGAUGUAAAAAAAGCGGUCAAUAUACCGGUUAUCGCAUCAAGUGGUGCAGGACGAGAAGAACAUUUUGAGAAGGUCUUUGUUGAAACCAAUGUAGAAGCCGCUCUUGCUGCUGGCAUAUUUCAUCGGCGCGAAGUACCAAUUCAAAGUGUUAAAAACUAUUUAAAAGAAAGAAAUAUAUUGGUGCGAAAUAUAGUUUCCACUUUAUAA